AAAUGCAAUUCGAGUGAAACGCCCGAUACAGUACGAGAAAGCACCGCGGCCCCGAACCGGUCGACGACAAGACAACGUUCGGAUCGAACAAAACCGGUCACUGAGUGAGGAUAAUGCUUAGACCGCGACGGCCGCUCACACUGCUCCGCUCACUCUACGCCCACCAUACAUCUUCCUCCAUGUCGGCCCGCCACAGCCGCUCCAUGGCUACCUCCGCCGGCACCGACCAUCCCAUAACCCCUGCCACCACCCGCAUCGGCUGGAUCGGCACCGGCGUGAUGGGCCGCUCCAUGUGCGCCCACCUCCUCAGAGCCGGCUACUCCCUCACCGUCUUCAACCGAACCCUAUCCAAGGCCCAACCCCUCCUCGACCUCGGCGCCCAGCUCGGCUCCUCCCCCAGCUCCGUCGCCGCCCAGUCGGACGUCGUCUUCUCCAUCGUCGGCUUCCCCUCCGACGUACGCUCCGUUCUCCUCGAUCCCACCUCCGGCGCCCUCUCCGGCCUCAGGCCCGGGGGCGUCCUUGUCGACAUGACCACGUCCGACCCCUCCCUUGCUGUCGAGAUCUCCUCCGCCGCCGCCUCCAAGGGUUGCUCCGCCGUCGACGCCCCCGUCUCGGGCGGCGACCGCGGUGCCCGGGAGGGGACGCUGGCGAUAUUCGCAGGCGGGGACUCACCCACCAUCCGCCGCCUGGAGCCGCUGUUCUCCCUCCUCGGGAAGGUGAACCACAUGGGUGGCCCGGGGAAGGGCCAAUAUGCGAAAUUGGCCAAUCAGAUCACGAUCGCCUCCACCAUGGUGGGCCUGAUCGAGGGCAUGAUAUACGCCCACAAGGCCGGGCUCGAUGUUGGAUCGUGGCUGAGUGCGAUAUCGACUGGGGCCGCAGGCUCCAAGUCGCUCGACCUAUACGGGGCGAGGAUCCUGAAGAGGGACUUUGACCCCGGGUUUUAUGUGAACCAUUUCGUGAAGGACUUGGGGAUUUGCCUCAAGGAAUGCGAGAGGAUGGGGAUCGCCCUGCCUGGGCUUGCCCUGGCACAGCAGCUCUAUGUGUCUCUCAAGGCCCACGGGGAGGGAAAUUUGGGGACUCAAGCUCUGGUAUUGGUCCUCGAGAGGCUCAACAAUGUCUCCCUCAAAAAUGCACCUGCGACAUAGGCCGGUGAAUGAGAUUCACUGUACUUUGUAGUACUGGUAUGUCGCGUAUCAUGUUUUGUUUCGAGAGUACAAAGAAUAGAGAUGGAGCGGAUACAUAGAAUCGACCUGCAUAAUGUUUAUAUCCUGGAAAUUGAGUACUCUGCCCGUUCGAAGUUUAUUCGACUGCAGUGUACCAAUAUUACUGCAUGUGUACUGGUGCAAUGUUAUGGAUCAUCAUUUGCAAUUGCAGUCACAAUCUUACUGUUGCCUA
This is a messenger RNA of Punica granatum (pomegranate), 1395 nucleotides long. NCBI's taxonomy places the organism in Eukaryota, Viridiplantae, Streptophyta, Magnoliopsida, Myrtales, Lythraceae. The record is from RefSeq and is a predicted model, not a curated record.